AUGGUGAUCUUAACUGAAAUAUCGAAUCCAGCGACACCAGCAUCCCACCUUCUUCCAGAAAAAAGAUUCGCCACAACAAUCACCUUGGCCAAGAAGAGUGUCGAACCUUUGCCUCCCAGACUGACGUACAAAGAAAUAAUCUUUGGAAACCAUGACCAAAACUCCAAAAUCUACGAAACGAACGUAUUCUGGUUGCCUAAAAAGUUCUUGUCUGCAAGCAGGCAAGUGGAGUUCAAUGGCAUGAUCGACAAGCAGAGAAGUAAAAAUUACGUCAUCGUGAAAAAAUUAACCACCACCACAACCACCAACAACAGCAAAUUAAAAAGUGAGCGCCAAAUAUGCAGCCACUCACACGACAAUGCCAUGCAAAUCUACAGAAACUGCAACAAGCGGAUGCUCAGUGUAUCGAUUGUAUUGGACAGAAAGAAGAAAAGACAUCGGAGUAGCAUCUUCCUCUACCUCCAGCCGCGAGAUGCCAAGCAAACAAUCCAACUGGGCGACUAUCUCUUCCUAGUCACUCGCAUAUCCGGUCAGCCAGCUCCAACGGUAACCUGGUUUAGAAACAACGUGCCGAUAAAAUGUGACGACUACGGAAAUUCCACCGAGUCCGAUCUCCAAUUCAAAUGCAGCAGGGAGGAUGACGACUACCUGCUUUUCUGCGCCAGGCCACCAGCGCUCGCCAGUGGCGUCUACAGCUGCAGGGCUGUCAAUGAGUUCGGAGAAGCUCUCUCGCAAGCCACUGUUGUCAUUGAAGACAACGUACACAUCGUAACGAAGGAACAUCAGACCUAUUUAACGAGCCACGAUGUCAACAUCGGCAAGAGCAAGCCAGCGAAGGAGAGCACUGAAAAUAAUUCAUCCAAGCUAACAACUUGGAAUGAAAACAAGAUGGACACAGUGAAGGUAUUGAAGAGUCAAAUGAUCGUACGGGAGGACCAUCUACCGACCACACUCCGAAUUCCGCCAACACCGAUCAUAAGCAAAGUUAAAGCGCCAAAAUUUGUGGAGGCUCUAAAAGAUGUGAUCACGUAUGAGGACGGUGACGCCACGUUUCAUUGCGUUGUGUCUGGAAGUCCGAAGCCAGAUGUGGCUUGGUUUAUCAACGGAGCGCCACUGGAGUUUGGCGGGAGGAUAAAGGUAGAAGAAUUGGUGCUGAGUGAAGCUGACUUCAUCAUCCAACAGACGAUCAGUAUUCACAACGUAACUAAGGACGAUGCAGCAGACGUUUCUGCGGUCAUCAGCAAUUCGGCGGGAAGAGCUUCUGCUUCUGCUACUUUAAGGAUUAAAAGUAAAUCGUUGAAAUUUCUGGAGAAGCCAAACAACGUGGUGACUCAUGUUGAUGGCAGAGUUACCUUCAAGUGCAUUGUUCUUGGCUCUCCCACUCCAAAUAUAAAAUGGAGAAUCAAUGGCCGGCCGUUGAAAUUUGACGACAGAAUCGCUAAAGAGGAGACAGUAGGUACAGACAAGAAUGACGUAUCCAUCGUCCAGCAGACGAUCGUCAUCACCAGAGUGACGUCAGAAGAUGAGGGGGAGGUCAAGGUUAUGGCUUCAAAUUUGGCGGGAGAGAUCGAUGCAUCGUGCAUGUUGAUUGCUAAAGUAAAGUCAAUAAAGUUUUUACAAGAACUCGAAGAUGUGACCGCCUUUUAUGAUGACAGUGCCUCACUUACCUGCGUUGUCUGUGGAUUGCCGAAACCAGAUAUCAUUUGGUUGUUGAAUGGCCAGCCUGUAUUCUUCGACAGUAGAAUAUCGUUACAAGAAAAAAUUAACGAAGAUGAUGAUGAAGUGACAGUGAAGCAGACACUUGUGUUGAAAAAAGUUUCCCUGUUAGAUGAUGGAGAUGUGAAAGUUGUUGCCUGGAAUGCAGCCAACCAGAUAUCUGCCAGAGCCAAAUUGAACGUCAAAAUAAAAUCUUUAAAGUUUCUGAGUCGUCCAUCUGAUGUGAAAGCCUACCAUGGUGACGAGGCUGUCUUCAGCUGCAUCGUGUCAGGGUUUCCACGACCGGAUCUUAAAUGGCACAUGAAUGGCCAGCUGAUGAAAUUCAAUGAAAGAAUGUAUCUAAAAGAAGAAGUGGGGACCAGUGAGGAAGAUGACGUGUCGGUAUUGAAACAGACCAUUUUCAUCGAAGAACUCAUCCCAACCGAUGGAGGAGAAGUUCAAGUUGUUGCUACGAACCAGGGUGGAAGUGUUGAGGCGACAUGCUUUUUGGUAGUGAAAGAAAAGUUUAUAAAGUUUUUGAGGAAGCCAGCCGAUUGCUCUGUGGAUAUCGAGGACGAUGUUCAGUUCUCUUGCAUUGUUUCCGGAUCACAGCAACCUAAUGUGACUUGGUAUCACAACGGCAGCCCCAUGAAGUUCAGCGACAGAAUCAAACAGCAGGAGACAGUAGAGGAGGACAAUGAAGGUGCUUCCAUCGUGAAACAGGUGGUGGUCGUCAGUGAAGUAACUGCAGAAGAUGAGGGAGAGUUUCAGGUUGUGGCUUCCAGUGUAGCUGGAAGAAUAUCAGCCAGUGCCUCGUUAAAUGUGAAAGCCAAAUCGUUGAUGUUUUUGGAGAGGCCAGCUGAUGUUACGACAUACGACGACGAGAAUGUUGCGUUUGCUUGUGCGAUCUCUGGCUAUCCGAGACCAAAUAUCGACUGGUUCCUCAAUGGAAAGCCAAUAACAGACGAUAAAAGAAUUAGCAUGGACGAAAAAAUUAGCAGCAUUGAAAGAAACUUAUCGACCAUCAGACAAACGGUUGCCAUCAAAAAAGUAACAGUAGCUGACGCUGGAGAUGUUCGAGUGGUUGCCUCCAAUUCAGCUGGAAAAGUCUUUUCCGCUGCCAAGUUAACUGUCCAAGCCUGUGACAAAAAACUAUCUAUUCAGCAUAUAUUAACUGAAUGUGAAAAAUACAAUCAGAUCAGAAGGAAACUCGGGGUUCCAUCAAAUGUAGAAUUGCUCUUCCAGAAUAGAAAAACGAAAUCAUUGGAGUUUUUGAACCGGCCGACAGAUGUCGUAACUUACAGCGGCAGCAGUGCCUGCAUCAGUUGCGUCGUGUCAGGCUCGCCCAAGCCUGUCCUUCGUUGGACUCUUAACAAGGAGCCGAUAGAAGCGAACGACAGAAUCUCGCUGGAAGAAAACGUGGUAGCAGACCAUGACGAUGGCAAGCACACAGUAAAACAUGUGGUCGUCAUCAGAAAAUUGAGACCGGAAGACUCUGGAGAAGUUGGAGUUGAUGCCUCCAAUUCAUCUGGAGACAUCCACGCAUCCUCGUUGCUGACUGUGAAAGCCAUGUUGCUGGAGUUUCUUGAGAAGCCGAAAAGUCUUUCCACGUAUCUUAAGGAUUGUGCUAAUUUCAACUGCAUCGUAUCCGGAUCACCAGAGCCACGUGUUUAUUGGUUAAUCAACGGCAAGCCAGUUGAAUUCAACGAGAGAAUCCUGAUUGAAGAGACGGUUGAGACCGAUGCGAAUGAUGUUUCCACUAUAACACAUAAGAUCACCAUCAAAAAAGUGUCCUCAGAAGAUGUGGGGGAGGUUCAGGUUGUGGCUUCCAAUCUUAUUGGAAAAUUAAUUGAAACAUGCAAUCUAGCAACUAAAGCAACCUCGCUGGAGUUUAUAGAAAAACCGAAAAAUCAAGGAACCUUCCUUGGGGAGGAUGCGACUUUUAGCUGUGUUGUAUCGGGAGCACCUAGACCUCAACUUCAUUGGUUAAUAAACGAUGGAGAAGUACAGUUUAACGACAGAAUAUUAAUAAAAGAAACUGUUGACACUGACCUGAAUGAUGUGGCCACUGUUAAACAAAGAGUUACAAUUAAAAAAGUAACUGAAGAUGAUGUGGGGAAUGUCCAAGUUGUGGCUACCAAUCUCGGUGGAAGAAUAAGUGAAGUCUGCAAUUUAAAAGUCAAAGCGAAGUCAUUGGAGUUUGUUGAGAAACCGAAAAAUGUGACAGCAUACCUAGAUGAGGGUGCAACUUUUAAUUGUGUCGUGUCGGGCUCACCUAAGCCAGAUAUUCAAUGGUUAAUGAAUAGCGAGCCGGUAGUUUUCAGUGACAGAAUAUUAAAAAAAGAAACAGUCGAAACCGAUUUGAACGACGUGUCCAUAGUGAGGCAGAUGGUUACCAUUAAGAGAAUAUCUCCAGGAGAUGUCGGGACGAUCGAAGUAGUGGCUUCUAAUUUUUUCGGAAAGUUGUCUGAAUCCUGCAGACUGACAGCCAAAAUUAUUAUAACAUUCCCUAUAGUAAAAUCAUUAGAAUUUCUCGAGAAAGUGAAAAAUGUAACAACAUAUUUUGGUGAAGACGCAUCGUUCAGCUCUGCCGUAUCCGGAUCACCUAGGCCAGACGUUCAUUGGUUGAUCAACGGCAGACCAGUAAUAUUGGACAACAGAAUACUGAUUAAAGAGACCGUUGACACAGAUGUGGAUGACGUUACCAGGAUAAAACAAAAGAUCACCAUUAAGAACGUUAAGGCAGAAGAUGGAGGAGAGGUUCAAGUUGUGGCAUCCAAUCUUUUCGGGAAAUUAAAUGACGUUUGCAAUUUGAUAGUUAAAGUGAAAUCCCUAGAAAUUGUAGAAAAACCCAAAAAUGUGACUACCUUCAUUGAAGAGGAUGCAACUUUUAGCUGCGUUGUAACAGGAUCGCCUAAACCAGAUGUGCAAUGGACAAUUAAUGGCAGACCAGUUGUUUCCAACGACAGAAUUUUAAUUGAAGAGACAGUUGAUACCGACGCGAAUGAUGUAUCCACGAUAAAGCAAAAGCUUACAAUCAAGAAAGUCUCUUCAGAAGAUGUCGGUAAAGUUCAAAUUGCGGUUUCUAACCUUUCAGGAAAAUUAACUGAAGCCUGUGAUCUGAAAAUCAAAACGAAAUCAUUAAAAUUUCUGAAAAAACCGACGAAUGCCAGAGUUUAUCCCGAUGAGGAAGCUACCUUCAGUUGCGCCGUUUCCGGAUCACCAAAACCGGACCUUCACUGGUUAAUAAACGGUAAGCCAGUGCAGUUCAAUGACAGGAUAUUGAUGAAAGAGACAAUUGACACUGAUGUAAAUGAGGUAUCCACAAUCAAACAGAGGAUCACAAUUAGAAAGGUUAUACCGGAAGACGGAGGAAAUGUUCAAGUCGUGGCUUAUAAUAUUUUCAGUGAAAUAUCUGAAACCUGCAACUUAUCGGUCAAAGAAAAUUCGAUAUCGUUCGUGGAGAAGCCGGUUGGAGUAACGGUCAGCGAUGAUGACCGAGCGGUGUUCAGUUGCGUCGUUUCGGGUUACCCGAAGCCCAAUAUCUUUUGGACACUGCCCAGUAGGGAAAAAAUGUCCAUCGAGGAUACGACCCUAGACGAGACGGUAGACACUGAUGAGGAGGGCAGAUUCACCAUCAAACAGGUGACGACCAUCAAGAUCAAAAAGGUCGCAAUGUCAGGUAGUUCAGAGGUUCAAAUUGAAACGUCUAAUUCAGCUGGAAAAUUAUCCUGCUGUGCCCCGUUCGUAGUUAGAGCGAAAAGUCUGAAGUUCGUGAGCGAGCCUAGCGACGUGACGACGUACAUUGACGAAAACGCAUCCUACAGUUGCUCUGUGAUGGGAUAUCCUAAACCGAUCGUUGACUGGCAACUGAACGGCAAGCAGAUGACAUUCAGCGACAGAAUCAACAUGGAGGAGAGUGUAAUUAUUGAUGAGAAAGAUACUUUCGUCAUCAAACAGGCGGUCGUCAUCAAUAAAAUCAUUUCAGCCGACGAAGGAAAAGUUCGUGUCGUGGCCUCCAACAGCUGUGGGAAAAUAUUUUCAGCAGCCAAGUUGACCUUGAAAAAGAAAUCAUUGAAAUUUGUGGAGAAACCAGCUGACGCCACAUGUUACAACGACGGCGAAGUUUCUUUCAAAUGUAUCGUGUCAGGUUAUCCCAAGCCAAUCAUUAAUUGGACCUUAAGUGACCGCUCAAUUGUAAAGAACGACAGAAUAGCACUGGAGGAAACCACCAAUUUCGAUGACGAUGUAUACACCGUGAAGCAAGUCAUCACCAUCAAAAAUGUGGCUACAACGGAGGCGGGAAAGAUCAGAGUCGUAGCUUCCAAUUCAGUUGGAAACAUUUAUGCGUCGUCAUCAAUGAGUGUUAAAGGUGAAAAAUAUCUGGAAUUCCUGGAGAAGCCAACGAAUGCAAGAUCGUACUUUGGUAAAGACGCAACUUUCAGUUGUGUGGUUUCUGGAUCACCGAGACCAGUUCUUUAUUGGUCAAUUAACGGCAAGCCGCUUGAAUUUAAUGACAGAAUCAUGAUCAAAGAGACAAUCGACACUGAUACGAAUGAUGUUUCCACUGUAAAACAUAAGAUUACUAUAAAAAAACUUGACCCAAAAGACUUAGGGGAGGUUCAGGUUGUGGCUUCCAAUCUUUCUGGAAAAUUAACUGAAGUCUGUAGUUUGAUGAACAAAAUGAAGUUGUUGGAGUUCGUGGAGAAGCCAGAGAACGUUUCAACACUCCCCGAUGACGAAGCGACUCUCCAAUGUGUUGUGCUCGGCUCGCCCAAACCCGAUGUUCACUGGUUAUUGAAUGGCAAAGCGUUACGUUUCAAUGAAAGAAUUCUCAUCAAAGAAACGAUUGACACUGACGCGAACGAAGUGACGACGAUAAAACAAAAAAUAUUUUUCAAGAAAGUUAGUCUAAAAGAUGGAGGAGAGAUUCAAGUCGUGGCUUCUAAUCUCUCUGGAAAACUUGUCCAAACUUGUAGUUUAGCAGUUAAAGAAAAAUUGUUAAAUAUUUUGGAGAUUCCAUCUGCAGUGACCGCCUGCGACAACGAUUUCGCAACUUUCACGUGCACCGUCAGUGCAUACCCGCGACCAGAUUUCGACUGGUUGCUCCGUGGCAAUCCGAUGAAAUUCGACGAAAGAAUUGUAAAGGAAGAGACAAUCGACACUAACGAGGAUGGGACGUUCAGAAUAAAACAGAAAAUCACCAUAAAUGAAGUUAGAUCAUCAGAUGCUGGAGACAUUCAGGUUGUUGUUUCCAACGCUGCUGGCAAGAUUUCCAAAAGUGCUCCGCUAGUAGUAAAAGUAAAAUCACUGAAAUUUCUUGCUGAACCGACGGACAUUAGAGCAUACGAUGGAGACAAUGCUCCUUUCAGUUGUUUCGUGUCAGGGUAUCCAAAACCAGAGUUAAUUUGGCGCGUAAAUGGGCAGCUGAUAAAAUACAACGAGAGAAUAGAAUUGAAAGAGGAAAUAGAGGAAGUUGAAGAUGUGUUUGUAGUGAAGCAGAGGAUCGUCAUCAAAAAUGUCGCACCGACCGACGAAGGUGAAGUUCAGGUAGUGGCUUCCAACAGCACAGGAAAUUCCUCUGCGUCUUCUUCAUUAAUCGUAAAAGUUGCGUCCAUAGAAUUUUUGAAAAAACCAACUGACUUAACGACAUAUUUUGGUGACGGUGCAUCAUUCGAGUGCAUUGUUUCUGGAUUGCCAAUGCCAAAUAUUCAAUGGUUUAUUAACGGGAGUGAAUUGAAGUUUGACGGCAGAAGAACCAAGAAAGAGUUGAUUGAGACCGACACAAAUGAUGUGUUCACCGUAAAGCAGACAGUUUUCAUCAAUGAAGUAACUACAGAAGAUGUUGGAGAAGUUCAAGUCGUGGCUUCCAACUCUUUCAAAAACACACAAACAUUCUGCAUCUUAAAAGCCAAAGAAAAGCUGAUACAAUUUUUGGAAAAACCGUUGAGUUCAUUUGCUUACGGUGGUGAUGAAGUGAAAUUCAACUGCGUUGUAAUGGGACACCCAAAACCCAGUGUUGAAUGGUUGUUGCACGGUCGUCCCAUGAAAUUCAGCGACAGAAUCAAACAGCAUGAAACAGUGGAAGAGGACAAUGAAGGUGCAUCCAUUGUGAAGCAGGUGGUGGUCGUCAGUGAAGUAACUGCAGAAGAUGAGGGGGAGCUUCAGAUUGUUGCCUCCAAUUUGAAGGGAACUUUAACGGCCACUGCUUCGUUGAAUGUGAAAGAAAAAUUGUUGAAAUUUUUGGAAAGACUCGUCGACGCCACAGUUUACAGCGAUGACGAUGCUACUUUCACUUGCGUGGUAUUGGCAUCUCCAAAACCGCUGCUCAACUGGCAUAUGAAUGGCAAGCCUCUGAAAUCGAAUGAUAGAAUAACAAUUGUUGAAAAAGUUGACAUCAACAAUGGAGAUGUUUCCACCAUCAAACAAACGGUAUCAAUGAAAAAAGUCAGUCCAAAUGACGCAGGGGAGGUUCAAGUUGUUGCGUCUAAUGCUGCUGGAAACAUUUCUACGUCUUCUCUGUUAACCGUUAAAGUUAAGUCUCUGAAAUUUUUGGAAAGCCCGAAUGAUGUUACGGCUUAUGCUGAUCACAAUGCUACAUUCAGUGCUGUAGUUUCGGGGCAGCCCAAACCGGUUUUACAUUGGUUACUGGGAGGUCAGCCAAUAAAGUUCAGCGACAGAAUAAUAUUGCAGGAGUCAACAGGGGCAGACAGGAAUGACGUAUCCAUCGUCCAGCAGACGAUCGUCAUUACGAAAGUGGCCAGAGAAGAUGAGGGGGAGGUCAAGGUUGUGGCUUCUAAUUUGGCGGGAAAAAUCGAUUCAUCAUGCAAACUGAGAGUUAAAGUUUUAUCUAUCAAGUUUUUGGAGACGCCAUCAAAUGUAACACUAUGCAGCGGCCAUCGAACCAGUUUCGGAUGCAUCGUGUCGGGAUAUCCAAAACCAGAUGUUGCAUGGCUGCAUUGCGGUCGUCCCAUGAAGUUCAGCGACAGAAUUAAACAGCAGGAAACGGUAGAGGAGGACAAUGAAGGUGCAUUCAUCGUGAAGCAGGUGGUGGUCGUCAGAGAAGUAACUGCAGAAGAUGAGGGGGAGCUUCAGGUUGUUGCCUCCAAUUUGAAGGGAAUUUUAACAGCCAAUGCUUCGUUGAAUGUGAAAGAGAAAUUUUUGAAGUUUGUGCGCAAGCCGGAUGAAGUGACAGCAACUGAGGGCGAUGACGUUGAGUUGAGUUGUGUUGUGUCAGGAUACCCAAGGCCACUCAUAAAUUGGCUAAUAGACGAAAAGCCAGUGCAAUACGACAAUAAAAUAAGCAGGAAAGAACAAAAAGUUACCGAUGACGAACAUGCAUGCACUAUCGAGCAAGCAAUUCUUAUCAAGAAGAUUGCUCCAACCGAUUCUGGGAAGAUUCAAGUUGUUGCAUCUAACUCCUCGGGAGAAAUUUCCACAUUUUCCACGUUGGUAGUGAGAGCGAAAUCAUUGAAAUUCUGUGAAAAGCCAGGUGACAUUACAGCACACAUCAACCAGAACGCUACAAUCAGUUGCAUCGUUGCAGGGUAUCCAAGGCCAGAUAUAGUUUGGUCGUUGAACGAUCGCCCGUUGAAGUUCAGCGACAGAAUAAUAUUGCAAGAGUCGAUAGAAACAGACAGAAAUGACGUAUCGAUUGUCCAGCAGACGAUCGUCAUCACGAAAGUAACUGCAGAAGAUGAGGGGGAGGUCAAGGUUGUGGCUUCUAAUUUGGUGGGGAAGAUCACUGCAGCCUGUAAAUUGUUUGCUAAAGAAGUGACUCUGGAAUUCUUGGAGGGGCCAACGGACAAAACAGCUGUAGAUGGCGACAGGGUUGAAUUUAAUUGCUCUCUUUCAGCAUAUCCAAGACCGGAUAUCAUAUGGCAGCAUCGAGGUCGUCCCAUGGAGUUCAGUGACAGAAUCAAGCGACAGGAAACGGUAGAGGAGGGCAAUGAAGGUGCAUCCAUCGUGAAGCAGGUGGUGGUCAUCAGUGAAGUAACUGCUGAAGAUGAGGGGGUCGUUGAAGUCUUUGCUUCCAAUUCGAAGGAGAUAGUAAUAUCAGCCAGUGCACUUCUUAAUGUUAAAAUAAAAGCGUUGAAUUUUUUGGAGGAGCCACUGGAUGUGACGUCAUUUAACGGAGAUGAUGCAACAUUUACAUGUGUUGUAUCGGGAUAUCCAAAACCUCUUAUCAACUGGCAUGUCAAUGGGAGGAAAAUAAAAUUCAGUGAUAAGAUUACAUUGGAAGAAAAAGUGGACACCUCUGAUGAAAAUGUCUUUGCCAUCAAACAGACAGUUGUCAUCAAAAAGAUCACUCCAUCUGAUGCAGGGGAGGUGCAAGUUGUUGCGUCCAAUUCCUCUGCAUCCAUUUCCUCUUCCUCUUCAUUGACCGUUAAAAUUAAGUCUCUGCAAUUUUUGGAAAAACCAAACGACGUUUCUUCGUUUGUCGGUCAAUGCUCUACUGUGAGCUGCGUUGUUUCUGGAUAUCCAAAACCGAACACGAAAUGGUUACUGAAUGGUCAACCGUUGAAGUUCAGCGACAGAAUAUUAUUGCAAGAGUCGAUGAGAAUCGAGAUGAACGACAUAACAAUUGUCCAACAGACGGUUGUCAUCACGAAAAUAACUGCAGAAGAUAAGGGGGAGGUCAAGGUUGUUGCUUCAAAUUUGGCGGGAGAUAUCGAUGCAUCCUGCAUUUUAUAUGUCAAAGAUACGUCAAUAAACUUUUUGGUGAAACCAGUUGAUAUGGCGGUCGAAAGUGGCGACGAUGUAGAUUUCAUUUGCGUUGUUUCUGGAUUUCCGAGGCCGGAUGUUAAGUGGUUCGCGUGGCUACAACACGGACAAACUAUAAAAUUGAGCGAUCGAGUGAAAUUGCACGAAACAGCAGAUCUCGACGAAGAAGGCAUGUUCAUCAUCAAGCACACGGCCACAUACAAAAAUGUUACAGCAGAAGACGCCGGAGAAGUUCAAGUCGUCGCUUCAAGUUCCGCCGGGAAAAUAUUUGCUAUUGGAAAGCUGGAAGUAAAAGUCAAAUCUCUGAAGUUCAUACAAGAGCCCACAAACGUGACAGCCUACGAUGACGACGAUGCUGUUUUCAUUUGCGUUGUGUCUGGAUAUCCAAGAGCAUUCCUCGAAUGGCAAAUAAAUGAAAAACCAAUAAUCUACAAUGACCGAAUAAACAUGGAAGAAAAAAUAAGUACUGGUGACAAAUAUGAAUGCACCGUCAAACAGACAGUUGUAAUCAAAAAAAUUACUCCAUCUGAUGCCGGAGAAAUCCAAGUGGUUGCUUCAAACUCCAGUGGAAAACUUUCUAAAUCCUCCUUGUUGCGAGUCAAAGUUAAGAGUUUGAAAUUCUUGGAAAAACCUGGUGACAUGAAAGUGUACACUGAUCAUGUCGCGACUAUCAGUUGUGUUCUGUCAGGAUCACCAAAGCCCGAUCUAUUGUGGUUGUUGAACGGACGGCCAAUAAAGUUCAGCGACAGAAUAAUAAUGCAGGAGUCAACAGAUACAGACAGGAAUGACCUUUCCAUUAUCCAGCAGACUAUCGUCAUCACGAAAGUGACCACAGAAGAUGAAGGGGAAGUUCAGGUUGUGGCUUCCAAUUUGGCAGGAAAACUCGAUGCGUCAUGCAAGUUAAUCGUUAAAGAAAUGACAAUCAUGUUCAUGGAAAAACCAAUUGGCUUAACAGUCACCCUCGGUAGCCAAGCUACUUUUAUUUGUAAAGUUUCAGGACUACCAAAACCGGAUAUAUGUUGGUUAUAUCAAGGUCGUCUCAUGAAAUUCAGCGACAGAAUCAAGCAGCAAGAAACAGUAGAGGAGGACAAUGGAGGUGCAUACAUCGUGAAGCAGGUGGUGGUCGUCAGUGAAGUAACUGCAGAAGAUGAGGGGGAGUUUCAGGUUGUUGCCUCCAAUUUGAAGGGGGAGAUAUCUGCCAGGGCAAUUCUGAACGUGAAAGUCGGAUCGCUGAAGUGCUUAAAGAAACCAAACGACGUGACGGCUUACAAGGAUGACAAUGCCACGUUCAGUUGCAUCGUGUCUGGACAUCCUAAGCCGAUUAUCAACUGGGAAAUCAAUGGAAGGCCAAUAAAAUAUGAUGACAGAAUAUCAAAGGAAGAAAAGAUCGUUACAGGCGAUGAAGACGUAUACACGGUUGAACAGACGAUUGUAAUAACGAAGAUCACUCCAGCUGAUGCGGGGCUUGUUCAAGUGGUUGCUUCUAAUUCCAGCGGAAAUAUCUCGGUCUCUUCCAUUUUGACUGUCCACGUGAAAUCCCUAAAAUUUCUGGAAAAACCUGAAAACGUCAUUUCUUUUGUCGGUGAAAGUGCUACGUUCGGUUGCUCUGUUUCUGGAUUACCUCGUCCAGAUAUUCGCUGGCUAUUAAACGGACAGGCGAUUGAGUUGAACGACAGAAUAUCAAAACAGGAGACAACGACCAUCGACCAGGACAACAUAACAGUCAUCAGGCAUGCAAUUGUUAUCAAUAAGUUGACAUCAGCAGACGAAGGAAAAAUCCAGAUUGUCGCUUCUAACUUGACGGGAAAAAUAGCUGCAACCGCCACACUGAAUGUCAAAAUGAAAUCUCUGCAGUUCCUAAAGAAUCCGUCUGAUGCAACAGUCUACAACGACGACUAUGUUGCUUUUAAUUGUCUUGCAUCUGGAUCUCCAAAACCGAUAAUUGACUGGCAAAUCAACAACAACCAAAUAAAAACCGAUGAUCGAAUCAAAGUGGAAGAAAAAAUUACCAAUGUCAGAGAUGAAUACAUUGUUGAGCAGACCCUGAUCAUUAAAAAAGUUACUGUUGCGGAUGCUGGCAGAGUUGAAGUGGUUGCUUCCAACUCAUACGAAACAAUUUCCACAUCUUGCUCUUUAACAGUUGUCGUCAGAGUCAAGUCAAUACAGUUUGUUGAGAAACCAAAAGACUGCCUGGUUGAUGCAAAUAACAGGGCCAUUUUCCACUGCAUCAUUUCUGGCUACCCGAAACCGGAUAUAAAGUGGUUAGCGAACGGCCGUCCAAUAAAGUUCAACGAUAGAAUAAUAAAAGAAGAAACAAUAGUGACAGAUAAGAAUGACGUCUCCAUUGUUCAUCAGACGAUUGUAAUAACGAAUGUAACUGCAGAUGAUGAGGGGGAAGUCCAGGUUGUUGCUUCUAAUUUGGCGGGUGAUGUUGCCGCGUCUUGCAGUUUAAUAGCCAAACGCAGUUCACUAGAAUUUUUGACCAAACCAAGUGACCUCAGAGUAUUUGAUGGAGACAGUGCUAGAUUCGUCUGCGUUGUUUCUGGUCAUCCAAAACCUUAUAUCGAAUGGAAGCACAAAGGUUCCCUCAUAUCAUUCACUGAUGAUAUAUCAUUGCAAGAAGAAAGUGAGGUGGACAAUGAGGAUGUCUUCACCAUCAAGCAAACACUCAUUUUUGAUAAAGCAACAGCCUCAAGUGCAGGAGAAAUUGAAGUCAUGGUCACUAAUAUUGCAAAUAAAUUAUCUGCCACAGCCAAGCUGUCUAUAGAAGAUUAUUUUGACAUUUUUGAAGAUAAACCUCUUUCGUGUGAAGAGAGCAUGGCAUAUGAAGUUGAACUAGCCAACCUCACGGUUCAAGCCGGCCAAAAUGCUGACUUCGUUGCCAAAGUGACUGGCAAACCAAUCCCGAAAAUUCAAUGGUUCAAAAACGACGAACCUCUGGAAGAAUCAUCGAGAAUAAGAAUAACGAACUCAGGAAGGGAACAUCGGUUACAAAUAUUGAACGUAAACAAAGAUGACGUAGGUGUGUACAGGGUGCGUUCUUACAAUGGAUUCGAGGAGUUGUCUUCUUGCGCUGAGCUGGCUGUUACUGAGACAGAAAUUUCAACUCAGAGGUUGUCGACAACGAAAUUCGAUGGAGAUGUCGUGUUUGAAAUGUUGUGCACCAAAUACUUACUGCACUACAUGAAGGUCCCCAUACCAAACGUCAAAACAGCUAAGCCUCUGCAGAAGCGAUGGAUCUUGAAGAAAGUUUAUUACGGCACAAAAGCUGACGGUGAACCUCUGCUGAGCAAUUGGGACGCCAGUUUCAGUUCUGACUACUUCUUCAGACAAGAGCUAAACAAACAAAAAGUCAUGAAAGAAGAUGUGACAUUGACGAAGCUGGUAGCAAGAUUUCAGAUAAAGUUGAACGAAGCAAGUCUCAACGUAGGCUGGUUUAGGAAUGGUGAUCUGCUAGAUGACAACCAUCCAGACAUUCACAGGUACAGAUUAGGGCACAGUUUUGAUGGGAAGGCCAGUGUUUUGUUUAAAAAUUUGUAUCUAUUUUUUAAUGAAGUAGAUUGA
Molecule: messenger RNA, 13983 nt
Organism: Helobdella robusta
Lineage: Eukaryota; Metazoa; Annelida; Clitellata; Rhynchobdellida; Glossiphoniidae
Exons: 90
Coding region: 1-13983 (4660 amino acids)
Source: RefSeq, a predicted model, not a curated record